Messenger RNA from Zerene cesonia (dogface butterfly), 2417 nucleotides. RefSeq lists its product as uncharacterized. The coding region runs from base 1 to 2403 and encodes 800 amino acids. Gene Ontology annotation, biological process: proteolysis. The transcript has 12 exons. NCBI's taxonomy places the organism in Eukaryota, Metazoa, Arthropoda, Insecta, Lepidoptera, Pieridae. The record is from RefSeq and is a predicted model, not a curated record. Gene Ontology annotation, molecular function: zinc ion binding; metalloendopeptidase activity.
AUGGCGGGAGUUUUGUUUGUUUUUCUUAUUCUAUAUAAUGUUCUAUUGAGUUCUUGCAAACUAGAUGGUGUUAAGGAUGACGUAAACCCAUCCUCAAAUUAUGUGUAUUGGCCGAACGCAACAAUUCCAUUUUUUAUUAAUCCAGAUCAUUUUGAUUCAGAACAGUUUCAAUCUAUAUUGUCGUCUCUUUCGCUCUUCGCGUUCAAGACGUGCCUGAAAUUUAACCCAGUCAUGGCGGAACCAGUAGACCACCAUGUUUUGGUGAUAGAAAACCCGAAUGGAAGGAGGAAGUGCGAUAUAAAUACUGAAGCCCAUUCUUUGGGGGAACCGCACCGUAUCACACUGGGAUACGAAUGCCUCAAACCACCACACGUUGACGCACUAAUCAUGCGUGCGCUCGGCUUCCCCUUCGAGCACAACCGGGCCAGCCGGGACGUGUUUAUAGACGUGCAGUUUGAAAACAUUCAACCCGGUUACAUGGAUCUCUUUACGAAAGAUAAAAAGCUACCACCAGAGCUGAGAGUGCUUCCAUACGAUGUUAACAGUGUCACACAUUUCAGUGAGAGAGAUUUUAGUAAGAAUGGGCAUAAGACAAUUAUUUUUAAGGAUCGUAAUACAAAACAGAACCGCAUCGGUCUGUCGCCAACCGACAUCCGAAAAAUAGAAAUAGUAUACGGAGAUGAAUGCAGAAAACGCGAUCGGCAAGCAAAAAUAGACUUAUGCAAACGGUACCCGGGUGUGGUGCGCAAGAAACGAGAUCUAGAAAAUUCUAGAAGCCUCCGAGUUAACCCAGAUAUAACACCACCACCAGAAAAUGUAACUCUUGUAUCCGAAAGCAUCAAAGAACUGGGCAUAGUCAACGAAGUGGAAGGAAUCAUCCAAGAUAUAUAUAAGUUGACAGCUUUAGCCCUUAACAAUGCUAGACAGAAAUAUUGUAAUGCAUCGAAGGAAAUAUUGAGGACAGAUCGGAAAGCCGCUGUUGAUAACUCGAAACCAGAUAUAUUUGGAAUUAUAGAGCUAAUCACGGAAUACACAAAGAACAUUGUUGAUGACGCAAUGGGGAAUCUAACGCAGUUCUGCCUAGAAUCAGAAACUGUUGAUGGUUUCUUCAGAUCGCGAUGUGGGUGGUACGACAGCAACAAUAACAGAUGUCCGCAAUACUUUAAGUCGACGAAGUCUGGUCGGGUCAAGUACUCCACGCAGCACAGGCCUGUGUAUCACCAAUCUACGAAACAUAAGGGAAGAGCUGUGGUGUACAAUUACGAUCCAUCCGGUUUGCGAACUGGGAAUGCGAAUGGCACAGAUAAUAAAAACGAUAGACAAAAGAGAAGUGUUGCCAGUGAAGCUACAGAAGCGACUGUUAAAAUCGAUGCCACAGAUGAUGUCAAAAUACAGACUGAUGGAAAUAAUUCGAAAGACGUUUUGCGUAUGGCAACAACUGUGCGUGGUCAGAAAGGGGUUAAUUACGCGCCGAUCAUGAGAAGAAAUGUAAAACGUUAUAGAAUAAGGACAACAGAAAGCAACAUAGACAUGCAAGAUGAGCCACAGAGCAUCGUAAGAAAGAAGCAUAAAAAAAUAUCGUAUGAUCAGUCGGGAACCGUGGACGACCGAGUAGUGGAGGAUAUUGGGAACGGAAAUGGAAGGGAAAGACCACGAAAACGAUUACACAAAAUACGAAGGGAAAGCGCAUUACCGAAGAUCGUUAAACUUUCGAAAGAGAAUAAAGAGUUUUAUAAAGAAAGAAAAUGGCCUGAAAGAAUCGUACGAUAUAUUAUAACAGAAGAUCCCAGGUACGACAUUCAAGACAUGCGUGAUCGCUUGGCGGCAGUCGGUGAUAUACUGAAGAAUAAAACUUGUGUUCGCAUACAAGAGAUCACUGAAGACCAAGCUGAGAGCUUCUCAGAUUAUCUCGUUCUUGAUACGAGCCCGGACUACGUCACAGGCCGAGUGGGAGGGAGACAGAAUUUCGGCGUCCUAGAACUGUUUCGCGGCGGGCAACACCGGCAGCACGCAGCCAUGAUGGUAAUGGCGAUGCUGGGCUUCUACUUCGAAGUUUCCCGCCAUGACAGGGAUCGAUACAUUCGCGUGCAUAAUCGGCACAUACGACCAGACAAACUGCAUCAUUUCGAGAAGAUUCGAGAAGACGCCACGCUACCGCUGCCAUACGACUACGCAAGCGCGACGCACCCGGCCUGGCAGUUCUGGAGGAAGCUGGGGAAAAAGGGUAUUUCCACGGUCGCCACUUAUAAGGACUUGGACCCAGAUGGCGGUAUAAUGAAGAUGCUGGGCCAGCACAGUGAACUACUCUCCAAGCACGAUCUCGUUAAAAUAAACAGUGUGUACGGAAUCCGUUGUUUUCGGAGCCAGCGUAGGAUGAAGAUUCGGGGGGACGUUUUUAAAUAAAUAAAUUUAAUUCU